Molecule: messenger RNA, 941 nt
Organism: Aspergillus japonicus CBS 114.51
Lineage: Eukaryota; Fungi; Ascomycota; Eurotiomycetes; Eurotiales; Aspergillaceae
Product: oxidase ustYa family protein
Exons: 3
Coding region: 62-871 (269 amino acids)
Biological process (GO): mycotoxin biosynthetic process
Source: RefSeq, a predicted model, not a curated record
UAUAGACCAUAUCCUCAACCUUCACCUCGUUCUCUGGCACGACUGCUUUUACCUAGCCAGAAUGAAGGACAAAAGACAAGGUUAUGAGCGGAUGAACAACAUUGAUGAGAACGAUGACACAGACACUGCAAACAGCACUGUCUAUAUCAGUCACUUUGGUUCUCGUUGCCUCCAGGUGACAUGGAGCCUCAUUUGCCUGCUCAUGUUUCUCGCGGGAAUUGUGAUGUUAUCGGCGGCACAGAGUUGGAAAUUAUCCGACCGUGAAUGUGCUGCCCAGCUCUCUAUCUGGUCCCCGUUGCUUGAAGCAGUCGAGUAUGAGCAGCGGGAUUGGGUCAGUAUCUUCGCCACACAGAAUUCGGGGUAUACAGGUGCCCCUACCGAGCACAUGGAGGCAAAAUGGAAACGAUUAGUCGACGUGCCCAGUGUGGUUGUCCCUCCUGAACGUGUACCCCUCCUCAACCGCAGCACUGAGCAAGGGUUUGUGCCGGUGCCCGCCGAGUCGCCCACCCAGGGUUACGUGGCCGGGGUCGAGGUCUUCCAUCACCUUCACUGCCUCAAUGUUCUGCGCCAGUACAUCGGACGCGACGAAUACCCCGAAGGGCUUCUUCCACGCAUCCUGAAGCAGAAUUCCCCGCUGGCAAUUCGGGCACAUGUCGACCACUGCAUUGAGACUCUUCGGCUUGCCCUCAUGUGCAAUGCCGAUGUGACCCCAUACCUCUUGUAUGAGAAGGAGGUCGAGUCGCCGUUACAGGUUCCUGCCCGAGAAGACUUCCAGGCAUUUCAUAAGUGUAAGAAGUUCGAUCGUCUUUUGGAUUGGGUUCAUUUGAACGGGGUGGUGGUGCCGUUGCGGUCCAAGGGUAGUGCAGCCUAGCAGAGUUGGCCGUUUGCCUUGCUCGAAAGACAGUAAAUUCUCUCGGUCGAUAUCAAUGCGUCUAAAUGAU